This is a messenger RNA of Dendrobium catenatum, 963 nucleotides long. Its product is annotated as ATP synthase subunit delta', mitochondrial. Bases 56 to 694 code for a protein of 212 amino acids. The record is from RefSeq and is a predicted model, not a curated record. Gene Ontology annotation, biological process: proton motive force-driven ATP synthesis. The transcript has 2 exons. Gene Ontology annotation, molecular function: proton-transporting ATP synthase activity, rotational mechanism. Lineage: Eukaryota; Viridiplantae; Streptophyta; Magnoliopsida; Asparagales; Orchidaceae.
CUUCCCAAUUUUAUCACGACCGAUAGAGUUGAUUGGAGACAAGAAGGGUGCAGCUAUGUAUCGCCAAGGAUCUCGCUUGCUGAUGCGAGCAACUGCCGCCGACGGAGCCCGCUUACGGGUGACCGCCGGAAGCCGACCUGCUUCUCAGGCCUUCUCCACCGAAGUUACGGAGGCGCCGGCGGUAGAUUCGUCAUUUCUUGAGGCAUGGAAGAAGGCUGCUCCCAACAUCGACCCCCCGAAGACUCCGCUUGCAUUUAUGAAGCCGCGGCCUCCAACUCCUUCGUCAAUCCCCUCCAAGCUCACCCUCAACUUUGUCCUCCCUUAUCAAUCCGAGAUCUCCAACAAAGAGGUUGAUAUGGCGAUUAUACCUGCAACAACCGGUCAAAUGGGUGUCUUGCCUGGUCAUGUGGCAACCAUAGCAGAACUUAAGCCUGGCGUUCUAUCAGUGCACGAAGGAAACGAAGUCACCAAGUAUUUUGUUAGCAGCGGCUUUGCAUUUAUCCAUGCAAACUCUUAUGCAGAUAUCGUUGCUGUGGAGGCUGUUUCUCUUGAUAGAAUUGACCCGAGCCUGGUUCAAAAAGGACUUGCUGAUUUCACUCAGAAGCUUAACUCUGCUGUCACUGACCUGGAGAAGGCAGAAGCGCAGGUGGGGGUGGAAGUACACAGUGCACUUAAUGCUGCACUUACUGGCUGAUAGAAGACUUUCUUUCUCCUUCGAAGUACUUGGAAUAAUUUGUUGUUAAAAUUGAAAUGUUUAUUUUCUGUUAUUGGUUACAGAUUUGCUCUGUGUUUGUGUAGCAUUAGCAAGUUUAUUUCCUGGUUAAUUUUGCAAGCCAAAAUGAACUGCUGAAAUAACGGCUAUUAACUCUGAGCAUUCUGAAUGCUUCAGCUUUUCAGUUUUACAGUUUUAUAAUCGAUCUCUGUUUUGCUGAGAACUACUUGAGAGCAGACCGGUUUAAUGCU